Molecule: messenger RNA, 7723 nt
Organism: Williopsis jadinii
Lineage: Eukaryota; Fungi; Ascomycota; Saccharomycetes; Phaffomycetales; Wickerhamomycetaceae
Gene: PRP8
Product: U4/U6-U5 snRNP complex subunit PRP8
Exons: 1
Coding region: 192-7334 (2380 amino acids)
Biological process (GO): spliceosomal tri-snRNP complex assembly; mRNA splicing, via spliceosome
Cellular component (GO): catalytic step 2 spliceosome; U5 snRNP
Molecular function (GO): protein binding; U1 snRNA binding; metallopeptidase activity
Source: RefSeq, a predicted model, not a curated record
CAUCUUGAAUACGGUGAAGAAAGAGCUCUCUCGCUAGUGUUUCACAGAGCCGAGACAUUGUUUCAUCGUCUGGACGAGCUGUGUGGCAUAUACUGAGCCCAUUUCCAGAUCUACUGAGAUAACGAGAGGGAAAAGAGACGGAGAGGAAGAAGACUAAGCAUUGCGUCUGGAGCUGAUACUGAGUUGAUACGAUGAGUAAGCUACCACCACCUCCUGGAUGGCAACCACCGCCUCCUCCACCAAAUGGAGGGUCAAGACUACCACCUCCGCCACCACCACCUUCAGGGCGUUUGCCUCCACCUCCACCUCCACCUUCAGGGCAUUUACCACCACCUCCACCACCACCACCACCAUCAUCUUCUGUUCAAUCGCAGUCGCCAUCGACAUCCCAUAGAGACGAGCUUGAAUCCAGAAAGCGUAAGUGGCUACAGAUACAGAAGAAACGUUACACCGAGAUCAGAUCAAAAGUCGGUGGCUUUGUUCAUUCUCAGAAGGUUGAUAUGCCUCCAGAACACCUUCGAAAGAUCAUCAAUGACCAUGCAGAUAUGUCGUCGAGAAAGUUCUCCGCUGACAAGAGAUCAUAUCUGGGGUCUUUGAAGUUCAUGCCACACGCUGCUUUGAAACUGCUGGAGAACAUGCCACAACCUUGGGAAGAUGUCAAAGAGGUCAAAGUACUAUACCACAUUACCGGUGCUAUUACUUUUGUCAAUGAGAUCCCACGAGUUGUGGAACCCGUUUAUACAGCACAGUGGUCCACAAUGUGGAUAGCCAUGAGGAGAGAAAAGAGAGAUAGAAGACACUUCAAGAGAAUGAGAUUCCCUCCAUUUGACGAUGAGGAGCCUCCUUUAAACUGGCUUGAAAAUUUACAAGACGCUGAACCUCUUGAACCUAUACAGAUUGAGCUAGAUGAAGUUGACGAUGAACAUGUGAUCGACUGGUUCUAUGAUGCUAAACCUCUUGUUGAUGAAGUUGGAUUUGUCAACGGCGACUCUUACAAGAAGUGGAACCUCACAUUGCCCAUAAUGGCCAACCUCUACAAGUUAUCCAAACCUCUUAUAUCUGAGAUUACAAACAAGAAUUACUAUUAUCUCUUUGAUAAGAAGUCAUUCUUCACUGCAAAGGCCUUAAACAAUGCAUUACCAGCAGGUCCAAAGUUUGAACCCCUAUUCAAAGAAGUGGAAGAGGAAGACUUUAAUGAGUUUAACUCCAUCGACAGAAUCAUCUUUAGAAUCCCAAUCAGAACAGAGUACAAGGUUGCGUAUCCUCAGCUGUAUAAUUCUCUUCCAAGAUCGGUGGAGAUCUCUUGGUACGCAGACCCAAUCAAUUGCUUCAUCAAAAGGGAGGAUGAUGACUUACCUGCUUUCUACUUUGACCCAGCAUUGGCGCCAAUAUCACCUAGAACGGUCGAAAAUACCAAGACAGACUCUGAGCUUGAAUUAUUUGAUAUCAACGGUGAAGAUGUUGAAGCAUUUGCACUUCCUAACAUUCAUCCAUUCCUUGAAGAGGAAGAGAUUGAAAUGGAUGAUACUGCAGAUGCUAUUGAACUUUGGUGGGCUCCUUAUCCAUUCAAUCGUCGUUCAGGUAAAACCAUAAGAGCUCAAGAUGUUGCACUUGUUAAAAGCUGGUUCUUGCAACGAUCUCCAAGAGAUGUGCCAGUAAAGACAAGGGUUUCAUACCAAAAGUUACUCAAAGGCCAUGUUAUUAAUGAACUACACAAGGUGCCUCCAUCAAACCACAAGAAAGUUCAGUUGCUGAAAAGUUUGAAGAAUACUAAGUACUUCCAAACAACAACAAUUGAUUGGGUUGAAGCCGGUCUCCAGGUUUGUCGUCAAGGACAUAAUAUGCUCAAUUUGCUGAUUCAUAGAAAGGGCUUGACCUAUUUGCAUCUUGAUUACAAUUUCAACUUGAAACCAACAAAGACUCUGACUACAAAGGAGAGAAAGAAAUCUAGAUUUGGUAAUGCUUUCCAUUUGAUGAGAGAAAUAAUGAAAGUUAUCAAACUUCUUGUUGAUGCACAAGUUCAGUACCGUCUCGGAAAUGUCGAUGCCUUUCAGUUAGCGGAUGGUAUAUACUACAUUUUGAACCAUUUGGGUCAAUUGACAGGUAUCUACCGUUACAAGUAUAAAGUCAUGCAUCAAAUCCGUGCCUGUAAGGAUCUGAAGCACAUUGUUUACAACAAGUUUAAUGCCAUUAUUGGAAAGGGUCCGGGCUGUGGAUUUUGGCAACCUGCUUGGAGAGUUUGGAUCUUUUUUAUUAGAGGUAUUAUCCCACUACUCGAGAGGUGGUUAGCAAAUCUGUUGUCUCGUCAGUUCGAGGGUCGUUCUAAUGAGGUGGCCAAAACCGUUACCAAACAGAGAACCGAUGCCUAUUAUGAUUUGGAGCUUAGAGCAGCUGUUAUGAACGACAUAUUGGAUAUGAUUCCAGAGGGAAUCAAACAGAAUAAAACCAAGACCAUUCUACAACACCUGACGGAGGCCUGGAGGUGUUGGAAGGCUAAUAUCCCUUGGAGAGUCCCAGGCCUCCCAGAGCCAAUUGUGAAAAUCAUUGAACGUUACAUCAAGGCCAAGGCUGAUGGAUGGAUUUCUGCAGCACACUACAAUAGAGAACGUAUUAAACGUGGUGCUUCUGUUGAAAAAACCGUCGCAAGAAAGAACUUGGGAAGACUGACAAGACUGUGGAUCAAACGUGAACAGGAACGUCAGCAAAAUAUCGAAAAGGAUGGCCCAGCAAUAACGCCGGAACAGGCUACAACCAUCUUUAAGACGAUGGUUAAUUGGUUUGAGACUAGAAACUUUUCUCCUAUUCCUUUCCCACCUUUGACGUACAAGCAUGAUACAAAACUCCUUGUUCUAGCACUCGAGAAUUUGAAAGAGCAGUAUAAUUCACAAGGAAGAUUGAAUGCAUCACAACGUGAGGAGCUGGCGUUGAUUGAACAGGCAUAUGAUAAUCCACAUGAGUGCUUAAACCGUGUCAAGAAGUUUCUUUUGACUCAACGUGUUUUCAAAGAGGUGAGUCUUGAGAUGAUGGACAAUUAUCAUAAGUUAACACCGGUAUACGAUGUUGAUCCUUUAGAGAAGAUAACCGAUGCCUAUCUUGAUCAAUACUUGUGGUAUGAAGCUGAUAAGAGGGGCUUAUUUCCUAAUUGGAUCAAGCCAAGUGACUCGGAGAUUCCUCCUAUGCUGGUGUACAAGUGGUGUCAAGGAAUUAACAACGUUGAUGAAGUCUGGGAAACAUCUCAGGGUGAAUGUGAUGUGAUGCUCGAAUUCACCUUGGACAAGAUAGCAGAGAAAGUCGAUUUCACACUACUGAAUCGUCUUCUAAGAUUGGUCAUGGACUCAAACAUGGCAGACUACAUUACAGCAAAGAACAACGUCAGCUUGACAUACAAGGACAUGAGCCAUAUAAACAAGUAUGGCCUUAUUAGAGGAUUACAAUUCUCCUCGUUUGUGUUCCAAUACUACGGACUCGUCUUUGAUUUGAUGCUCUUGGGUCUUGAUAGAGCCAAUGAGAUUGCCGGGCCCCCAGAUGCACCAAAUGAGUUCCUUCAGUUCAAGUCUUUAGAACAGGAAAAGGCCAACCCAAUAAGGCUGUAUUCUCGUUAUAUUGACAAAGUUCAUAUCUUCUUCCGGUUCGACGAGGAAGAUAGUCAAGAUCUCAUUGAAGCAUUCCUAUCUGAAAAUCCAGAUCCAAACUUUGAGAACAUCAUUGGUUACAACAACCGUCGUUGCUGGCCUAAGGAUUCUCGAAUGAGGCUGAUGCGUCAUGAUGUGAACCUGGGAAGAGCUACUUUCUGGGAGAUGCAAGGGCGUGUUCCGAGGGCAUUUGCUAAUAUACAAUGGGAUGAUGCCCUGGCUUCUGUAUACUCCAAAGACAAUCCAAACUUGCUAUUCUCUAUGUGUGGUUUUGAAGUGAGAAUCUUGCCAAACUCCAGAAAGGAAGAAGUGACACAUUCUGCAGAAGGAGUGUGGGACUUAACUUACAAUAAUGUGUACAACAUUAAGGAAAGACCAACGAAACAACGAACAGCAAAGGCGUUCCUCCAAGUCACUGCAGAGGACGUUGAGAAGUUCCAUGACAGAAUCAGACAGGUGUUGAUGUCAUCGGGUUCAGUUGCGUUUGCAAAGGUGGCAGCUAGGUGGAAUACUGCUCUUUUAGGCCUGGUUACCUAUUACAGGGAGGCUGUUGUUUCCACCGAGUCAUUAUUGGAUGUUCUUGUUAAGUGUGAAACAAAGAUUCAGAAUCGUAUCAAGGCUGGUCUCAAUUCCAAGAUGCCAACUCGUUUCCCACCAGCGGUGUUUUACACACCAACUGAGUUAGGAGGAUUGGGUAUGCUGAGUGCUUCCCACAUUUUAAUCCCAGCUUCCGAUCUCUCCUGGUCAAAACAAACGGAUACCGGUAUCACACACUUCCGUUCAGGUAUGACACUUGCUGAAGACAAAAUGAUACCAACUGUGUUCAGAUAUAUUACGCCGUGGGAGAACGAGUUUCUGGAAUCCCAAAGAGUAUGGGCUGAUUAUGCCAUCAAACGUCAAGAAGCUAUUGAACAAAACCGUCGUCUGGCGUUUGAAGAGCUGGAAGGGUCCUGGGACAAGGGUAUUCCAAGAAUCAGCACACUUUUCCAGAAGGACCGUCACACUUUAGCUUAUGACAAGGGUCACAGGAUCCGUAAGGAAUUCAAGAUGUACUCUUUGAAUCGGAACAAUCAGUUUUGGUGGGUUAACAACCAUCAUGAUGGUAAGUUGUGGAACAUGAAUGCUUAUCGUACUGAUGUGAUCCAGGCAUUGGGUGGUAUCGAAACAAUUUUGGAGCAUACACUGUUCAAGGGCACUGGUUUUGAUUCUUGGGAAGGUUUGUUCUGGGAGAAGGGAAGUGGAUUUGAAGACUCCUUGAAGAUGAAAAAGCUGACCAAUGCACAGAGAUCUGGUUUAAGUCAAAUACCAAAUCGUCGUUUCACUCUUUGGUGGUCACCAACGAUUAAUCGUGCGAAUGUCUAUGUUGGUUUCCUUGUGCAACUGGACUUAACGGGUAUCUUCCUUCAUGGUAAAAUCCCAACGUUGAAGAUCUCUCUGAUUCAAAUAUUCCGUGCCCAUCUAUGGCAGAAGAUUCAUGAACAUAUCGUGUUUGAUCUUUGUCAGGUUCUGGAUGGGGAGAUGGAUGUCUUACAGAUUGAAAGUGUACAGAAGGAGUCUAUUCAUCCAAGAAAGUCUUACAAGAUGAACUCAUCAGCUGCAGACAUUACUUUGAACGGUACGUAUAGGUGGAAUUCCUGCAAACCAUCUCUUUUGCACGAUACAAAUGAUCAAAUGGAUUACAUCCAGACAGACAAGUAUUGGAUUGAUGUUCAGCUCCGUUAUGGUGAUUAUGACUCUCACGAUAUCUCCCGUUAUGUGAGAUCCAAAUUCCUGGAUUAUACACACGACGAUCUCUACCCUUCUCCAACUGGUAUUCUCAUUGGUGUUGAUUUGGCAUACAACAUGUAUGAUGCCUAUGGAACCUGGUUCCCGGGAUUUAAACAGCUGAUGCAGAGUGCCAUGAAGACAAUCAUGAAGGUGAAUCCGUCGUUGUACGUUUUACGUGAGCGUAUCCGUAAGGGUCUUCAGUUGUACCAAGCACAGCCGCAACAGGCGUUUUUGAAUUCGAACAACUAUGCUGAGUUAUUCAGCAACGAUAUUCAGUUCUUUGUCGAUGAUACCAAUGUCUAUCGUGUUACCGUGCACAGAACUGUCGAGGGAAACAUGACCACCAAACCAAUAAAUGGUGCUAUCUUCAUCCUUAACCCGAAGACUGGACAGUUGUUCCUGAAGAUCAUCCAUACAUCUGUUUGGGCAGGUCAAAAGAGAUUGAGUCAACUUGCAAAGUGGAAGACUGCGGAAGAAGUUGCUGCCCUGAUGCGUUCUUUACCUAAAGAGGAACAUCCCAAACAACUGAUCGUCACUAGACGUGCCAUGCUGGAUCCUCUUGAAGUUCACAUGCUGGACUAUCCAAACACUUCGAUUCGACCAUCCGAGUUGCGUCUUCCAUUCUCAUCUGCACUGAAAAUUGAUAAGCUACACGAUAUGGUUUUGAAAGCUACAGAACCACAGAUGGUGCUGUUCAACCUGUACGACGAUUGGCUAAGGUCUAUCUCUUCAUAUACUGCAUUUUCCCGUUUGAUUUUGUUGUUGCGUGCUUUGAGUAUCAACACAGAGCGUACCAAGUUGAUUCUUCAUCCGGAUAGCUCUGUCAUCACUGAAGCUCAUCAUAUAUGGCCUUCCUUCACCGAUGAUCAGUGGGUCACUGUUGAAACACAGCUUCGUGACUUGAUUCUUGCUGAUUAUGGUAAAAAGCACAAUAUCAACGUUACUGCAUUGACUCAGGCUGAGAUUAGAGAUUUGAUCCUGGGUCAAGACAUCAAAGCACCAUCUACCAAGAGACAGGAGCAAAUUGCUGAAAUUGAAGGUCAAAACGAUGAGGCUCUGACUUCCAUGAAGGUUAAGACACGUAACGCACAAGGUGAAGAGAUCAUUGCUCAUGUCUCCUCAAACUACGAACAAAAGACAUUCACAUCAAAGACUGAAUGGCGUAAACUCGCCAUCUCUGCUUCUUUGUUACACAUGCGGACCAAGAAUGUGUAUGUAAACUCUGAUGAUUUUGUUGAGGAGAAGACCACGUAUGUGAUGCCAAACAAUCUGUUGAAGAAGUUUAUACAGAUUAGCGACACACGCACACAGAUUGGUGGUUACGUUUACGGUGUCUCACCAGCUGACAAUGAUAAGGUUAAAGAGAUCAAGAGUAUCGUGAUACCACCACAGAUGGGCACGUUGACUACUAUUCAGCUGGGCAAGUUGUGCGAGUCUGAAUGGACAGAAGAUUUGGAAUUACUGGGAUGGAUCCACACUCAAACACAGGAGAUGAACUAUAUGCCAGCUGCUGAUGUGACCACACAUGCCAAACUGUUCAGCAACGGUGAUACGAGUCUUGUUGAUUUCAACGUUGCGUUAACUACAGGCUCUGUCACUUUGAGUGCUUACACUUUGAGUGAAGAAGGUUACGAAUGGGGGAAGAAGAAUAAAAAUAUGGAUCUUUCUCCACCAGGAUUUCAAGUUGAUUUUGGUACGAGUUGUCAAAUGAUCCUGACGAGCAAUAUACUGGGUAAUUUCCUCGUUCCAACCACUGAUAUCUGGAACUACACCUUCAUGGGCAUGAGAUUUAACAAGGAAUUGGACUAUGACUUGAAAAUCGAUGUGCCGUUGGACUUUUACAACGAACUACACCGUCCUAAUCAUUUCAUAUCGUUCAACGAGUUGGAAAGUGGUGAUUCGUUAGAAGCUGACCAGGAAGAUGUAUUCGCAUAGAGCAAUUUAUUAUAAUGAAGAUACAUAUUGGUAGCUUUAAUCAACAUCAACGUAGUUCCUUGGGAAUAAACCAAUGAUACCAUUUGAUGUUUCACCUUUCCACCAGUCAUUGUUAAAGGUUUGAUCCAAUAUGAGAAUUCGUUCACCUUUAACAAAUGACAAAUCACCAUCCUGCUGAGCCGUAUAGUUGAAUUUCAGCGUACAAUAGUUCAACGGUGUUCUAAUAGAUGCUUGAGUAUCUGCACGUGACUCAACAUCUGUUGUAUCAUUCACCAAAAGAGAUUUGAAAGUGCCAUUCAACUGAAGGGUCUGCCUUUCUAAAACACUUUUAGUGAUCAUGAGAUGAUCAAUCGUCAGCUUAGUGCUUCCAAUAGCCUUGGUAUAGUCCU